Messenger RNA from Puntigrus tetrazona (Sumatra barb), 1299 nucleotides. RefSeq names its product myosin phosphatase Rho-interacting protein-like. The transcript is spliced from 9 exons. Gene Ontology annotation, cellular component: actin cytoskeleton. Lineage: Eukaryota; Metazoa; Chordata; Actinopteri; Cypriniformes; Cyprinidae. Gene Ontology annotation, biological process: actin filament organization. Gene Ontology annotation, molecular function: actin filament binding. The record is from RefSeq and is a predicted model, not a curated record. The annotation marks the transcript as partial.
AUGAAUCAGACAACAGAAAACCAAACCUCCAGCAACAGCAGCAGCGGUAGCGGUGGCCCUGCUAAAAGAAGCAGCACUUCUGGAAAUAGUUCCACCAGCGUUGUUAAAAGACAAGGCAGCAUCGGUUCUAGUAGUUACAGCAGCGCCAAAGUGUCUGUCAGCGACAAUGCUGGCACUAGUACCAGCGGUGCCACUAAAGGCAGAAGUGUCACCAAUAGUAUUAAAGGGGCCACCAAAAAUGACAGAAGAGGUAGCGUGGUGAACCCGGUGGAGGAGGUCUUGAUGCUGUCCUCAGGGAAGAAGCUGGAGGAGGAGCCACUCGGUGGUGAAGUCGGGGUUCCUUCCAGCAAUGCUUCAUCACUCGAUAUCAAGCUUGAGUCCUCUCCCUCUUCAUCGCUCAGUCAGUCCUCGGGCUGCUCUGACACAGACGGUACUAAGAAUCGAUUGGGCACUGAAAGCGGCUAUUCAUCUCUGGAGAAGACAAGUUCAAGUCCAAGAGUUGUGGAUGCAGAGACACACACUGAUACCAGACCUCAGGAAGCUGUUCAACAAGAGGGUUCAUUUCUAGAUGCCAAGGUUUCCCCCUCAACCCCUACAUCCUCUACUGAACAAAAAGACCAUAAGACAACUGUUACUUCUCAGGCUUCCUUCACUAAUGAUAUUCCUGAUCACUCACAACAUUUGAUAUCAUGUAGUCUCCGCUCAAAAUCGCUGGAGCGCAGACCGCUUGACUCCACGGCCACACCUGACCUCCUUAAUUUCAAAAAGGGAUGGAUGUCUAGACUGGGAGAGGAUGGAAAGUGGCGGAAACACUGGUUUGUUCUUACAGACCAGACUUUGAGAUUCUAUCGUGACUCUGCAGCAGAAGAGGCAGCUGAUGUGGAUGGUGAGAUCAACUUGUCUACUUGCUACGAUGUUACAGAUUUCCCUGUGCAAAGGAACUAUGGCUUUCAGAUUCAUACAAAGGAUGGAGUGUUCACCCUUUGUGCAAUGACUUAUGGGAUACAGCGCAACUGGGUCCAGGCAGUAAUGAAAAACAUUCGUCCCGCCAUUGCCCCAGAUGUCACGUGUUCAAUUCCUCAGAAGGUGCCAAUGACUAGUACACAUGCUCGUACAAGCUCCUGCCAAUGCAAAACAGUUUCACAGGAGUCCGAGCAAAGGAGUCGCAUCCGUGAGCGCCGUAGAGAGGGGCGCUACAAAACCUUUGAUUGGGCAGAAUUGAGUUGUAAACAUCACAAGGAGGAGUUGUCAAAUGAUCCAUCUGGAAGGCAGUGGAACCAUAACGGCGGCGCUCACUGC